Messenger RNA from Hansenula anomala, 1422 nucleotides. It is a transcript of the gene MCH1, whose product is annotated as Mch1p. NCBI's taxonomy places the organism in Eukaryota, Fungi, Ascomycota, Saccharomycetes, Phaffomycetales, Wickerhamomycetaceae. Gene Ontology annotation, molecular function: transmembrane transporter activity. Gene Ontology annotation, biological process: transmembrane transport. Gene Ontology annotation, cellular component: membrane. The record is from RefSeq and is a predicted model, not a curated record. The coding region runs from base 1 to 1422 and encodes 473 amino acids. The transcript has 2 exons.
AUGGCUCUCUCUUCCAUAGAAACAGCCCUCACAAAGCAUAUUCGUUCUCUACUACAAACCCAUUUCUCCACAAAGUCAUUGAAAAGAUUAGCAUGUUCAAUAUCAUUGAUUUCGUGUCUAUGUGCUGGCUCAGUCCUGCUAUUUGCCCUAUUCACUCCUGUCUUACAACACCAAUUACAUUACACACAGUUCCAGAUUAAUAUUAUUGGUAGUUUCACUUCAAUUGGGAUGUAUUUACCAUUACCAGUAUUGGGAUAUUUAGCAGAUUGUCAUGGUCCAGUGCUUUUAUCAGUCAUUAGUGUUUUGUUUUUCUCUCCAGGUUAUACGCUGGCUGCUACUGUUGUCCAAAAAGAUUGGAGUUUUUGGUAUCUUGCAAUAAGUUUUGGACUGAUUGGUUGUGCAACCUCUGCUCUAUAUUUCACAGCUCUACUAACUUGCGCAAAGAUUUACCCAAAGAGUAAAGGUUUGACUAUCAGUGCACCUGUGACAUGCUAUGGUUUAUCCUCUUUGAUCGGGUCACGAGUUUUGAAAUUGUCAUGUUUACAGAAAAAUGGUGAUUUGGAUCUAUACAGAUGUUUCAAGUUUUUCAGUUUUCUUUAUUUGUUCCUAGGAUUAUUUAAUUGGGUCAGCGCAAGUGUUGUCUCUAUUGAAAGAGAUGUGUUACUGAGGAAGCAUGAAGAUGGUGAGAAUACACCAUUGCUGACUGAUCCAAACCAAGAGCAUGAGAAUAAUGACGAUUUAGUCCCAAAUCAUAAGUCUAAAUUUUUGAAAUUCAUAAAAGAUAUUUCUACAUAUGUUUUGUUAUUCUCUCUUUUGUUAAGUAUUGGCCCUUCAGAGGUGUAUAUUACAAAUAUGGGCUCCUUGGUUAAAGCCAUAACUCCAAACUCUUUAAUUUCUGAUCAAGUUGCAAUCCAUGCUGUUUUUUCAACAUUAUCUAGAUUAUCAUUAGGUGCAUUAUCAGAUUUUCUAGUUACAAAUUAUCAAAUUUCAAGAAGUUGGUUGUUAUUAUCUAUAAUAGUACUCGGAUUCUUUACCCAAAUAUUCAUUGCAACAUCCACUUUUGUUAAAGAUCAAUAUUAUAUCAUUAGUGCAUUAUCAGGGUUUUCAUAUGGUGGAUUAUUUACAUUAUACCCUACAGUUAUCUUCUCGAUUUGGGGACCAGAAAUUUUCGGUUCCGCAUGGGGAUCAUUUAUGAUUGCACCAGCUAUAGGAUCAACUACCUUCGGUAUGAUAUUUGGUCUGGUUUAUGAUUCAGCAUGUGGUGUUUUCACUGAGAGUACAACAGGUAACUGUGUCAGUCUUUGCAGUACUAUUACUCAUUGCAUGGAAAGGAAUUUGGACCAAAAGAGGUCUCUCAUUAUCAUAGAUCAUUUGCAUUACAUUAAUUACAUCUAUUUGUUAAUUCUUCUAUUCAAUUCAUAG